Molecule: messenger RNA, 3012 nt
Organism: Ceratitis capitata (Mediterranean fruit fly)
Lineage: Eukaryota; Metazoa; Arthropoda; Insecta; Diptera; Tephritidae
Exons: 2
Coding region: 487-1689 (400 amino acids)
Source: RefSeq, a predicted model, not a curated record
GGGGGGUAUGAUAAAGAAGCUCGACAUCAAUGAUUAGGAAUUAUAAAGAGAGGGAGGUGCUGUUGUUUCGAAGGAUGAUAUUUUGGAUUUAGGGCCAGUUUGUGUGCAAAACAGUAUAAUAGAGUUUUCGUUCUUUGGAAGGCCGAAUUAAAAAAAUAAAAAAAUAUAUACCAAAUUUUAGCAGCUUGGCAAUAUUCCACUAACAGCUGAGGAGAAGUGAAAAACUGAAAGAAAACAUUUUUAAAUAAUAUGCAAUUCAAAUUUGAACCAAGGCAAAGUUACUCACUUAAAUUUUAGAAUUUUAAUUAAUUGUAGUUUUUGUUGAUUAUUCGCGAUUGUAGUUGAGUUUAAGUUUCUUGGGUUUGUUAUCAUACAAUGCUAAUGAACUACACAAAAGUAAGAAAGUGCGGAAUAAUUUGUUAAAGGGAGUAUUGUCAACAAUUGUAUGGAGACUUCCUUUUGGAUUAAAGUUUAAAGUAGUCAGUAAUGGAUUUGCUAAAUGAAGAUUGUCUGUACCAAAUAUUUCAAUAUCUGCAAUUGAGGGAUCAAGUAGCCUUAUUAAAUGCAAGUAAUUCUUUCGUUGAAGUGCUUAGUAAUAUAUGGAGGGCAAAAUAUAAAAAACUUUUUCUUCAGUUGAACUCUAAUGUGCCGUUGGAAUUAAAAGAAAAGAAAUUUUUUCUAGACAAUGUUCACCAAUAUGUCGAACAGCUACGAAUUGAAAGUAAUUCAAAAAAUAUUCUUGAAGCGUUACAUGGCAUCCGAUUCAUUAGAACGCAUAAGCUUUACGUUUCGAUUGAAAGUUCUGAAAUGUUAGGGUGUGAAUUUGUAGCUAAAUUGCAUGAUAUUUUCCCUAAUAUAAAAGAUCUGCAACCAGUAGGAAAAUUUAGCGGUGCAGGUUUCAAUUUGUGGAACCAAUUAGAACAAUUAACGCUUUGUUCCUGUUACAGUUUUCGUUUUGAAUAUUUAGAGCAAAUACUCCGAGAACUUCCAUUGCAUACAUUAGUAUUAAAAAGUUUUCAAAUUCAUUUGCCAUUCUCAGAAGAAAGUAUACCACUUAACUGCAUGUUAAGAGUUUUGGUACUGAAUUCCUAUGAACUGUGUUAUUUCACACCUCGAUUAGAGAACUUGCGACAUUUAAAGGAGCUCCAUAUCAGUGAUUUGUAUUCAACAUCUAAUUUGAAUGCACUACAUAUUAAGCUAGUGGAGCUACACAAUACACAUCAAAUUGAAGCAAUUAGUACACGUGAUAUCACAGCAAUACUUCCUAAAGUUAUUGAUUUGGGUUUACACAUGCAUUUGAAGCGCUUAAAGCUAGCCUUCGACCCGCAGGCAUUUUCAGAUAUGCUUCUGCAUAUCUCUUUACUAACGAAUCUGCGUGUACUUCACUUUCAUGCUUGCUAUGUGCGCAGUGAGCAAGAAUUCCAGAAAUUGUUUUUGGUUUCCGCACAUUUGGAUGAAAUAAGUUUGGAAGAUUGCUUUAUUAGCUUUGGCUCUAACCCUUGCCUAGAUGUAAAAGAAGUUAUUCAGAAUCGCACAAAACCAAUCACCUUCAACUUUUAUGAAAAUAAAUUAGGCUUCAGCGAUGCGAUGGCCAAAGUGAUAAUCAAAGGCUGCAGUAAUUUAUUCAAGCUGGAGUGUGAGCAAAAGACGAUCAACCGUUGUCGUUAUUUAGUUUAUGAAUUCAGCUGAUUUAUGAUAUUGUCAUUUAAAUGCAUUAAAUAUAUUUAAAUGCAUUAAAUAUAAAGGAGAUAAUCAAUUAACAAUUCAUUAAAAACCUGAAAUACAACCAAAGAAAAAUACCCAUCGCAUGUGCUUUGCAAGUUCUUUAGAAAUAAAGUACCGUUAUAUUCAAUGAUUUGGCAACUUAUACACAUUUACCCGGUAAUAGAUGCGACUUCUUCUCCAGCAGUGAAUGCAAAGUAAAAAAAAUGGGUAAAGAAAAACAGUUAGAGGGUGGUGUUAAAAACUUAAUAAUUAAACAUUUUCAUGAAUGAAAAUCUUUCCAAGGAAAGUAACCUGGCGGGAUGUUAGAUUUAUUACCAAGAAAGUGACAAAAAGUACUAAAAUAAGUGCUCCAAAGAUAGCCGACAGCAUCACUAAAAUAUCGGGCGAAAAUGUACGCCCAAAAACUAUAGCAAAAACUUUACAGGAAGAUAGCUAUCGAAACAGAGUUCCACGUAAAACGCCUCUACUAUCUGAGAAAAAUAAGCAACUUCGUCUUUAAUUUGCAAAUAAAUACAAGGAUACGUAUGAACUCUUUUGGAGAAGACCAAUGUUCACGGGCGAUUCGAAAUUUAACGUGUUCUGAAGCGUUGGCUGCGUAAAAAUUUGGCGUAAAGCAAUGACAGCUUAUCAAACCCAAAAUUUAAUACAAACCGUUAAGCACGGUGGAGAUAGCGUCAAGGUUUGGCUAGCGAUUGGAGCAACUGGCGUAGAACAUUUAACGUUUAUCGAUGGAAUAAUAUGUUUACAAAAUUAUUUUGGAUCAACAUUGGCAGUCUUCCUUGGGUCUCGGCAGCUCGUAGAUAUUUCAACAAGGCAACGGACCUAACCAUACAUUGGGUUUGGAGAACGAAUGACUAUGGUAUAAUACUCCUCGACAGCUUUAUAGUCCGCCGCAAUCAUCAGAUUUGAAUCCCAAUGAGCAUAUUUGGGAGUUAUUGGCACGAAAAAUUGCUAUGGCGGCGUCAACCAGCAAAUAAGCCUUGGAAGAGUAUCUGAAAAAGGUAUAGUCUGAAAUGGAAAAUUUGGUUUUAUCUACCCCACGUCGUUUAAGGGCUGAGGUGGGCCAAUAAAUAUUAAAAUUGUUUUAAACCCCAUUAUUUUUAGUUUAAUUUAGUCGAAAUAUGAACUAAUAUUUAUUGUAUUUAAACUUUUGUUCCGCGUGAUUUCAUGAAUUUUAUGAUAACGGUAAAUAUCUACGCGAAUUUAAAUUUUUUUUUUUGAUUGUAUUGUUGAUUAAUUAUGUACUUUACUCUAAAAUACUUAAUUGUAAUAAAUAAUGGAAUUUUA